This is a messenger RNA of Toxorhynchites rutilus septentrionalis, 657 nucleotides long. RefSeq names its product iron-sulfur cluster assembly 2 homolog, mitochondrial. NCBI's taxonomy places the organism in Eukaryota, Metazoa, Arthropoda, Insecta, Diptera, Culicidae. The transcript is spliced from 2 exons. The record is from RefSeq and is a predicted model, not a curated record. Gene Ontology annotation, molecular function: 4 iron, 4 sulfur cluster binding; 2 iron, 2 sulfur cluster binding; iron ion binding. Gene Ontology annotation, biological process: iron-sulfur cluster assembly. Bases 174 to 602 code for a protein of 142 amino acids. Gene Ontology annotation, cellular component: mitochondrion.
UUUUUUUCGUCGAUUGGAUUGUGGGUACCAUCUUUACAGUGAAUCACAUUUAUCCAAAAUGAAGCAUAUCUUUACAUUUGGCAUCUCUGGUUAGAAAACAACACUUGUAUAAUAUUGUCAACAAAGUUCAUAAAAAAUUGUUGUGAAAUCAUAGUCAGUGGGAAGAAGUUCAUAUGUUGCCGGUAACUUUUUAUAAAACUCUAGCUGCUAGAAAUUGUUCAUGCUUCCGAAAUGCGUUCUAUUUUCGCAAGCAAUUCUCAUCUGCGGUGGAAAAUAAACGUUUGAAUCUAAGCGACACAUGUAUAAAACAACUAAAAAAGAUCUGCGACGGUCGGAAUUUCAUCCGGGUUACGGUCGAAGGUGGAGGAUGCUCUGGAUUUCAAUACAAAUUCGAUUUAGACGACAAAUUGGAGGCAAAUGAUUUAGUUUUCGGUGAAAAUCAUGCAAAAGUCGUCAUCGAUCAAGAAUCGAUUGAAUAUGUAAACGGGUCCACUGUUGAUUUCCACACAGAACUGAUACGGUCAGGAUUUCGGAUAAUUGAUAACCCUAAAGCGGAACAAGGUUGUUCAUGUGGAGCCUCAUUUUCCAUCAAAAUUAAUUGAUUUUGAUGGGAGAAUGCUUCCGAAAUAAAGAACUUAGUUGGAUGUAGUAAUAAAA